This is a messenger RNA of Echinostoma caproni, 2532 nucleotides long. The record is from the annotation of a GenBank genome assembly. NCBI's taxonomy places the organism in Eukaryota, Metazoa, Platyhelminthes, Trematoda, Plagiorchiida, Echinostomatidae.
AUGGUUUGUUAUCAUGACAUACAUGUAACACCAAGGACUCGUUCAGGUUGGAUACGUGCUGCUCCCCGUGAGGUCUCCAAAUGGUUUCAUGACUUACCACUGCCCAACAGGGUUGAGUUCUUCUGUGGCCUUCUUCAGUUAUGCACUCCUAUUGAGCUGCGUUUCUACGGCAGCUGCCUCGAAGAGCUGGCCCGACUUCACUACGAUGAAUUGAGGGAACUUGAUAAAGAGUCUAAUUCUGUGAUUGACCCAAAAGGCGAAGACUGCCUUAGCUUGCUUUUCAAGUCUCCGUCACCUAUGGACCAUGCGGGUUGCACAAUCAUUUGUGAUUCCUCGAAGUUCGACUUAAAGCGACUGGGCAUGAACCCGUUACCGUCGUCGUUUCACGUCCUCACGACUGAUUCCCUUUUACGAUCGAAAUUAAUUCUUCGCCUUGCAUUACUGCGGUCUGCAAAUACUGUCAGUGCCCAUGCUUACUUCGAGGCUCUUAUGACCGACAAUGCUGCACCCAUGAUGGCCACUGCUCUACAACACAAUCGGGACCAGACUAGGUUGGGUGGCUCGGCUUCCUAUCCUAUGUUUUCCUCAAAGUGGUCCAAUGGCAUAUCUUCUGACGAAAGUGAGGAUGAAUCUGUUCGAUCCGGUUGUUUAUCAUCGGGCGAGCUUAAAACAAUUGAGGAAAUCUUAUUGAUAUAUACGCUGGCCGCGUUCCAUCCGGCAUUCACAUUCGAUCAGCGUCAGCGUCUAUAUACCUACCUGGCAGCCUUACGCCUGUGGUCUGACGUCCUUCGGGGGGUUCAUGCAAAACAGACUCGCUCCAGUCUAUCACAAGCAUGCCCCAAUGGUACCGAUACGUCGGACUCUGGUGUCCGCCACCAAUCACAGGAGGUAUUUCAAAACUGUUCCCUUGAAUUAACCCGCUCGCUGGAGCUACACUCCAAACGCUCUGGAAAAAACCCUAUAUUACCCUGCCCCCGCGCAUCGCAUCCUUCGGAUGCGCAACCCUGCUCAGUCCCUGUAUGUCGUCGUCGUGGACGAGCAGACUUGUUGUCUCGAGACACGCGUCCCCUACCUUCAGGACGUUGUUCUUCCUGUGAAACUCGGCGACAGGCUAAUUCUCAACAAGCUGAUUUGAAAGAAACUUUAGAUAAGAGGCAAAUAUCUAACCAAUUUCGCACAGAUUCAAUCGGAUGCAACACAGAACAUCCAAGGUUCUCUCUGGACAGUUCGGAUGACAGCGCCGUAAGCCAAGUAUCUUCAAGUACUUAUACAGAAUCUUCCAUUCCUCAUCCUUCCACGGAACCUCAUAAUAUCGAUCCAGGCAGCUCGUCAGAUGAGCUCAAUUCCACCUCUUCCCGCACACUCACAGCAUCUGACCGCAUUUCAGUGAUCCGUGAUCUGGUUUUGUCAACCAACGACUUAUCGGUAUCCCCACGUAAUCCGCGCAAUGUUGACCGACGGGAGCCACCAGGUAGUUCAUCAACCCACACAUCGGCUGGCCCGUCUACGUCACGUUUCAAUCCAUCCGAUGCGGAUGUAGGCCUUUCUCAUUUCGGGUUGGGUAAACAUUCUAAAGAUGUACCUGAGUAUUGCCGCUUAGCUCCCAAACGCCACAGCUCCGGAUCCUCGCCUAUCUCCACCCCGCCCUCCGAAGACAGUGGCUCCGAAACAGUUGCCCUUACAACUAGUCCAACCUCAGGCUAUUGGGGUCGUAAAGAUCCAACCUUGUUCACUGCGAUUCCGACAAUCUACUCAAGCACCACGAUAAGCCAGACUACAUGUCCGAUUUCCGGGGCAAUCUUCCGAUACCCACCCCCUUUCUGGAAUCCCACAAACCCCAACGUUCAUUUAUUUGGUCCCUCGUUCUACACACAAUCCUACAUGAUGCCUACUUCCAGUCUGUGGUUAGCUAACUCUCCUCCUCCUCCCGGUGCCCCAUGGGCGGUUCAUCCGUCCUGUGCCACGUUUGCCAUUCCUCCAGUCCAAUUCGCUUCUGUGACUGAUCCGAGUGAUGUGGAAUCGAGAGACAAUGCGGAUCCGAGUUCGUCCUCUGUUGGUUUAUGUGAAGAAUGCAACGAUUCUUUACCGGACACGGUCGACUGUGGAUCGGCUGCUAAUAUCAGUCCAUCUGGUCGUGUGAAUCCAUCGGGCUCCCGUGCGGGGUCUACCCCGCCAGCACCAGCACCUACUGCAGCACCUUCAACGCAUCUUAUUCCUCCACAAACAUUACUCAUGUUCUGUCCCCCCGGUCCUUUAGAUCUUCUUAGGUCUGGUCUGCUCCCCAUCGAUUUGGCCAGUGGUCAGCCAGUGCAGUACAUGCCAAUUAACGGGAUAUUAUCAAACACAACGCAUGUAACAACCUCGGUAUCGUCUGUGGACGCUAGCCAAGGGGAGAAUGUCGAUUCCCCCGGAUCGUCCAACGCAGAUGACGCGACUGCUCCUGCUCCACCGGCUGUAUCUAUACCUGCGGUGACUAAUGGAAUGAAUUUGAUCCAUCCGUUAUCAAGGUAUGUUUAUCUGUCGGUAACGUAG